CCCGCCUCCCGUCGGGGCUCGGCCGGGCGCGGCGGCGGGGCCCCGGGCGAUGGCCGCAGAGCUGGCGAUGGGCGCCGAGCUGCCCAGCAGCCCGCUGGCCAUAGAGUACGUCAACGACUUCGACCUGAUGAAGUUCGAGGUGAAGAAGGAGCCGCCCGAGGCCGAGCGCUUCUGCCACCGCCUGCCGCCCGGCUCGCUGUCCUCGACGCCGCUCAGCACGCCCUGCUCCUCUGUGCCCUCCUCGCCCAGCUUCUGCGCGCCCAGCCCGGGCACCGGCGGCGGCGGCGCGGGGAGCGGCGGCGGCGCGGCGCAGACCGGGGUCCCCCCGGGGCCGGCGAGCGGGGGCCCCGGUGCCAUCGGGGGCGCCUCGGGGAAGCCGGCGCUGGAGGAUUUGUACUGGAUGAGCGGCUACCAGCACCACCUGAACCCGGAGGCGCUCAACCUGACGCCUGAGGACGCGGUGGAGGCGCUCAUCGGCAGCGGCCACCACGCGGGGCAUCACGGCGCGCACCACCCGGCGGCCGCCGCGGCUUACGAGGCCUUCCGGGGCCAGGGCUUUGCGGGCGGCGGCGGCGCGGACGACAUGGGCGCCGGCCACCACCAUGGCUCGCACCACGCCCCCCACCACCACCAUGCCGCCCACCACCACCACCACCACCACCACGGCGGCGGGGGCCACCACGGCGGCGCGGGCCACGGCGGCGGCGGCGCGGGCCACCACGUGCGCCUGGAGGAGCGCUUCUCCGACGACCAGCUGGUGUCCAUGUCGGUGCGGGAGCUGAACCGGCAGCUCCGCGGCUGCAGUAAGGAGGAGGUCAUCCGGCUGAAGCAGAAGCGGCGCACGCUCAAGAACCGCGGCUACGCGCAGUCGUGCCGCUUCAAGCGGGUGCAGCAGCGGCACAUUCUGGAGAGCGAGAAGUGCCAGCUCCAGAGCCAGGUGGAGCAGCUGAAGCUGGAGGUGGGGCGCCUGGCCAAGGAGCGGGACCUGUAUAAGGAGAAAUACGAGAAGCUGGCGGGCCGGGGUGGCCCCGGGGGCGCGGGCGGGGCCGGCUUCCCGCGGGAGUCCUCGCCGCCGCAGGUCGGCCCCGGCGGGGCCAAGGGCGCGCCCGACUUCUUCCUGUGAGCGCCGCACCGAGCCCGCGCCGCCGCCGGGAGGAGGCUCGGACUCCGCGGCCCAGGACGAGGCCGUAAGCCCGGGCCGGCCCUGCGCGCCCCGCUGCCGCGUCUGCCGGCGCCAGACUGGAGACCCUUCCCGCGGCGCGGUCUCCGCGCUCCGGCCCGAGCCCGUCCUGCCGCCGCUGCGGCUCCUCUGCGCGGGGCGCGGGACUUCCAGGAAAGCUGGGCCGGGUCGAACUUUCUUGCGGCCUCCGCUUGUACAUACGUCGGACGCGGUUCCCGACUCCGACGCGUCCCGCCCUCCUGGGUUUCCUUUCUUUCUGCCUCCCUUCCUUGCCCGUUUUUACUCCUCCUUUUUAAAGCCGUCUUAUUUUCGAAGCAUUUAUAUUUAUUUUGCUCGGCGAUUAGAAAAGAAAACCCCGGAGGAAACUCCCUCCUUCCUGGCCGGGGUCGCCCUCGGACGUCGCGUGUCCCAGCAUGUCCCGGCCCCUGCCCGCCCUCCUGCCCGCCUGCCCCCCACCCUGCCACCGGCGUCCCCCCGAGAUCGAAGCCCAGGAACAUUAUCUAUGCUGAGUUCAGUCCUGCUGCUCUACUGUACUCGUGGGGGGAGGGGGGGGCCGGUUGGGACUCCCGUGCUGCUAUUUCUCUAUGCACCAGAUCGUAUUUAUGACUCCCCGGGAAAUAUAUCUUAUUUUAACCUUCAAGAAAAGUGAAAGAAAAAAAAAGCAAUGCACAAUAUUUCUAGCAGAAAAAGAAAAAAAAAUUUAAGAGGAGGUUUUGGCUUGAACCUCCUGGCAUGGGGGUGGGUGAAGAAAGUGUUUUUAAUUUAAUUUAAAUUGUUUCGUUUUGUUUGUGCAAUCUUUUUUCAAAGCCUGAGUGCUUUUUGGACUAGCCGGGAAAGCCAGUGAGAGGCCGGUGCUCCGGCCGCUGCGAGCCCACCAGGGCCCCAGGCUCCAGCAGGGCUGCAUUCCCCCUCCCUGCUCCUGCUAAGCGCUCUGAGCAGGAGACAGCAGCUUGUUGAAAGUUUUGUUGUGUUGGGUUUUGUUGGGUUCUUUUUUCAUUUGCUGCAAAAUUGAGGAAAGAAAAAAAACGUAAACAAAAUAAAUCCGUUUAGAUGCAAAAGUCACUGGAACCUGGCUGGUUUUUCUGUGGCUUUCGUUUUUACCAUAUUUCUCCCUGAAUAGAAAGAAAAGGAGGUCCCUCAACUGGGCUCUUCCUUUGCUCUGCGGGACCCUCCUGGGCCAACCGGGAGAACUGGCCAGCGUUGUAGACGAGGCCGCUGUCAGCUGGCCGGACCCCGCGGGCACCCCUGCUACCUUCCAGGGCUGCUCCUCGGGGAGGAGGGGCGGCACAGGGUGGCCCCAGGCUCCCACCAAGGCAGGAUGGGGGGCACAGGGCAUGAGGCUGUCCAUGGUGGUGACCCCACGUGCAGCGCCGUUGCAUCCUGGUGGCAAACACUGUCUCCAGCUCCUCUGAGCCCGCAGUCUCCCAUGUGAAGGGGUGGCCUCUGUCUCUGGACUUUGGGGCACCCGGGAGGGGCGGCAUCUCUGGAUACGUCGCCUGACAGGGGCCCAGGUGGUCGCAGGAUCUAGCUGACUGUCACUGCCCUUCAUGACGGGCUGGAGUCCGGUGAAGGUCCAUCGUUUGCACAUUUGCUGAGAAGAGCUCGGCCGGCCUCGUCAGGGCUCCCCCGGCUCUUCUUGGCGGAGAGGGCUGUGCAGCUUCUCUAUCUGGGGACAGCAGAGGUUCCUGGGGCUGGGACAGCUGCAGUUCCCCAUGACUGCAUCCCCUGAGUUUGUUUAGUGCCCCCUCUCCUUUGCUUUAGAGUAAAACUUAUGGCCAGAAGGUUGGGUCUCGGAGGGGGUUUGAGCAAAACUCCCCAAUCCUGGGGCUGAGACCUCCAGCCCCCAGGAGGGGAGCGAGCUGCCUGGCGUCUCUGCAGCCGAAUGCAGGUGCAGAGACAAGCAGAAAUGUGGGGGUGGAGGAUGAGUUAAAGGGACUAAUUCGGGAGGCUGCAGUGUGACAAGAGGGAUCCUGGCCCAGCAAGUCCCAGCCAACCUCAGGACGGCGGGCCCCCACCACUCCGACCACCACUGCUCAGACCACGAGGAUCGCCACCGGCCUGGCAUCCUUCCACAGAGCCUGGGUGCAUGUGCUGGCGGUCCGCUGGCUUGUUUCUGACGACACCUUAGUUUUCGCUGUGGCCACCUGGGGGGAGGCUCAGGAGCCUUGUUCCUGACAGAGGACGCAGGACUGAGGGCCGGGCAGCCUGGCUCAGAGACUGUCUUUUUGGGGAAGGGAUGGUGGGCAGGGAGCUGUGCUCCCCCCCUCCCUCUGGUGCCCCAGGUCUCCCAGAGCCCAGCACUCUGGGGCAUGGACCGGGAGCUGGGGCCCGGGAGGGAGCUCGGGAAGCGGGGC
Molecule: messenger RNA, 3534 nt
Organism: Diceros bicornis minor
Lineage: Eukaryota; Metazoa; Chordata; Mammalia; Perissodactyla; Rhinocerotidae
Gene: MAFA
Product: MAF bZIP transcription factor A
Exons: 1
Coding region: 50-1123 (357 amino acids)
Biological process (GO): retinal rod cell development; regulation of transcription by RNA polymerase II
Cellular component (GO): nucleus
Molecular function (GO): DNA-binding transcription factor activity, RNA polymerase II-specific; RNA polymerase II cis-regulatory region sequence-specific DNA binding
Source: RefSeq, a predicted model, not a curated record